Molecule: messenger RNA, 3828 nt
Organism: Danio aesculapii
Lineage: Eukaryota; Metazoa; Chordata; Actinopteri; Cypriniformes; Danionidae
Gene: mgat1b
Product: alpha-1,3-mannosyl-glycoprotein 2-beta-N-acetylglucosaminyltransferase b
Exons: 3
Coding region: 387-2012 (541 amino acids)
Biological process (GO): protein N-linked glycosylation
Cellular component (GO): Golgi apparatus
Molecular function (GO): alpha-1,3-mannosylglycoprotein 2-beta-N-acetylglucosaminyltransferase activity
Source: RefSeq, a predicted model, not a curated record
UUGACUGUACACACACACAAACACAUACACACACAGAGCGAGAGCGGCGGCGUCAAAUGAAGACCUCCAUCAGGACAUUUCUGCACACUCCGCCGUUAAAAUAAGCAUCCGAAACGCACGUCCUCACCUCAGCAGCUCAACCAGCCGCAGACCUUACCGGAUGUGAAAAACGGAGCGGGACAGAGCGCACACACAUACAUACACGGGGAGAAAGAGUGAGAUAGAAAUGGGCGACAGCCGCAGGAAUGGAGAGAGCCGAAUAUUGACAGGCGACCGAUGAUGAUGAUGAUGAAGAUGAUGAAGAGUGAGAAGUGAAGGUCUCAUUCUGACGGUCUGCAUCUCUUCAGUCACGGCCAUCUCGCUGUUUAACCCCAUCCUGUCCAGAGAUGAUGAAAGCAUUGUCCUCGCUGCGGUCCCUUGUGUGGUGUCACUGGGCCAUGGUUCGCAAGAAAGGAUCUCUUAUUUUGUGCGGAGCUUUUCUGUUUGUCGCCUGGAACGCCUUGCUCCUCCUCUUCUUAUGGGGGAGGCCUCCUAUUGGGCGACUUGGGGAGGGAGGAGGAGCCGAACCAGGGGCCGGAGAAGAGUGGGGAGCAGGAAAGGCAAAAGUGGGUGGAGCUAACGGACUGGCCGGUGAAGUGAUCAGAUUGGCUGAAGAAGUAGAAUCAGAACUGGAGACUCAGAAGAAGCUCCUCAAACAAAUUCAGAGCCACAGAGAACUAUGGGAACAGCGGAAGGAAUUGGAAAAGAGAGAAUCGGAGGACACGAAGAAUGAAAAGAUCGACGUGGAGCCUAAAAAGCCUCAUCAGAUUCCUGCAGUACAUCUAAGUCGUAAAGUUGUAGAAGAUGCAGAAACUGUUACAAAAAAAACACAGACUUUAAUUGUUACGUCACCUCAGCUGGUCAUGAAGGAGCAGGAAACGGACCAAAAGAACAAGCAAAUGGUGGAAGAUCAAGUAGGCCUUACUACAACAAGCCCUCAAAUCAUUAUCCCGAUUCUUGUCAUUGCCUGUGACAGAGUAACAGUGAAGAGGAGUUUGGAUAGGUUGAUACAGUAUCGUCCUUCUGCCGAGCUUUACCCAAUUAUUGUCAGUCAGGACUGUGGUCAUGCUGAUACGGCCAGGAUGAUUGGCUCCUAUGGCAGUCAAAUAACCCACAUUAGCCAACCGGAACUUGCGGACAUUCCAGUACGACCCGAUCACAGGAAGUUCCAGGGUUACUACAAGAUCGCCAGGCACUACCGCUGGGCCCUGAACCAAGUGUUUAAUGUCUUUGCCUACUCCACAGUGGUCAUUGUGGAGGAUGACCUGGAGGUUGCCCCUGACUUUUUUGAGUAUUUCCGUGCGCUGUACCCCAUCUUGCGAUCGGAUCCAACUCUGUGGUGCAUAUCCGCUUGGAACGAUAAUGGACGGGAUGGUCUGGUUGACCCAGGCAAGGCUGAACUCCUUUACCGGACAGAUUUCUUUCCCGGUCUUGGAUGGAUGCUUUUGAAGGAAGUCUGGGCAGAGUUGGAGCCCAAGUGGCCCAAGGCGUUCUGGGACGACUGGAUGCGACACCCAGAGCAGCGGAAGAACCGCUCAUGCAUUCGCCCUGAGAUCUCCAGGACUAUAACCUUCGGCCGGAAAGGCGUCAGUUUGGGUCAGUUUUUUGACCAGUAUCUGCGCUACAUCAAACUCAAUACUGAAUUUGUGCCUUUCACGAAACGGGACUUGUCCUACUUGGUCAGGGAGAAGUACGACAUAUCCUUUGAAAAGGAUGUUUAUAGUGCCCCCUUGGUGAAGGUGGAGGAACUACAGCACGGCGGAAGCUUGAAAGGCUCGGGACCUUUUCAAGUUCAAUAUUCCAGCAGAGACAGUUUUAAAGUGCUGGCCCGCAAUUUAGGAGUUAUGGACGACUUGAAGUCAGGGGUACCCCGUGCCGGAUACAGGGGCGUAGUCAGCUUUAUUUCUCGAGGACGACGAAUCUAUCUGGCUCCCCCUGAGGGCUGGACUAAAUAUGACGUUAGCUGGAGCUGAGGAGAUCACAAAAGGAGAAAACGUACUAUUAUUACAAGUAACGGAGGAGAGAGAAACGCCCUCUCAAACCAAAGAAAACAAGAGACAGGGUGUGAAAGGGAGUAUAAAAUAACUGCUGUUUUGUGAUGGAGGAACACCCAGGAAUUCUGGGAACCGCACAAAAGGAAGUGCGUCGUAUUUUGCGCAGCAAUCAUGCAACAAUCUUCCCUCAGUGAAAACGGUAGUUAAGCUGCAAACAACUCCUAUGCAGAAUCACCUAUUCUGAUAUGGAGAAGAAUAAUCAGAUUCCUCUUUUUAUUAUUAUUAUUAUUAUUAUUUGAGCUUACUGAGCGUUGUGUGGGAUCAACAUCAAUGCAAAAGACCUUUUUAUUUUAUCCUGGAUGAAUCUCACGUAAAUAUGUGCGAGAAAUGGGCACCAUAUGCUGCAGAAUUUCAAAUCAGACUUGUUUUUUGGGACCAUUUUUAAUGAUAUUUCAAUAUGUGCAUUUUUACCCAAUUUUGAAUUAAUUUUCGUUUCUGUUUUGUUUGUUUACACCUUAUUACAGCGUCAUUCUUACAGUGUAACUAUACACUUAAAUGCUGAGUUAAUAUUAAUAAACUAAAUGUACUUAAUGAUUAGGGUUUGGUUAAGGGUUGGGAUGAAGGAUGGUUGUAUGUAAUUACUAGGGGUGUAAUGGAUCACGGUGGACCAACAGUUCGGAAUGCAUGUGACCCACGGAUUAAUAACUUUUUGAACUUGUAGGUUAAUCAAACAUUUAUAACAAUUGCAGAAAGAUCGCCUACAGAGUCAUUUAUAUCUUGUGUAUUAAAGCAUUUUGACUUCCCUGUAAAAUAUAAUGAUGACGGAAAAAGUUGUGGGACCUAAAUGCUUGCUUACAGUAGGUAAUUAAUUAAAGGUGUGUUCUGUCACUGUUUACUUAGACUGCAUUAAUGCAGUCAGUGUAAAGCUGCGCAAUUAAACCUUAAAAGAUCGUGAUCUCAAUUCAAACCCACGAAUGAUAAAUGAUAAAGAUUUGCAUAUGUUUGUUAAUUCUUCGAAGCGCUGCAUUUAAAUCUGCGUUUGAUCGAGAGUGAUUUAAGGCUCGUACACACAGGGACGCUUUUCGUUUGCGUUUAUCGUUAGCGUUUUUCAAGAAGUUUUUUCGCAAUCAAACCUAAGCGAUUUUCACAUGGAUGGGUCAAGCAUGGAUGGUUCAAGUAGCGGCUCUAGCGAUGAAGAAAUGAUUAUUGUUCACCAGUGCAAUACGCAGCUCCACGUUCAUAUCGCCUCUGAGCAUCUUCUUCAAUGUGCACUCGCAUUGAAAGUUUUGCGCUUGAGCGCCUCCAAGUGCUGUUUACUGUAACUUCAGCAGCUCCGUGCACAUGAACAUAAGUGCCAAUCUGAUUGGUGGAGAAGGACAAAAAUACGAGCAUGAGGCGUUUCUUUAAAAAUGACGAUUUUACGCCUGGCGUUUUGCGCAUUGGUGUGCGCGAUCACAUUGGCGCCCUUUAUUUAGUCACAAGGUGUUAAACGUCGACGGAAAACGCGAGCAAAAAGCCUCCUGGUGUGAACGGGCUUUAAGUUUUUACUUUUUCAGUUGGUUACAAACAUUUAAAUAACACAUAAGUACUACGAGAACAGCUUAUAGUUCAGAUAUAAACACUGAUGUUUAUGGUAAAGAUUAAAAUCACAGUAAUGGAACUUGAUGCUGGUGAACGUUGUAGCAGUUACAUUGUGUAACCAAUGGGUGGCGACAAACAACCAUCAAAAUAAUGUCACUGAAUGGGUUUUCAGAAAUGAUCCACCUGUAAUGAAACAUGAAUUUUUAUAUGUGAA